UAAAAACCAGUACACUAAAGACAAAGGGGCUCCAUUUUUUUACUCCUUUUUUAUAGGUAUAGUGUAUAGGUUUAGUCGACGCGACCAUGUCCAGUUCCAGUCCCAGAUUGCCGAAGAAUCCAGACAGAAGACAGAGGCAGGUUAAGUUCCAAAUAGGAGAUGGCUUGCGAGCCAAUAAGAACAGUUCACCAAAAGUCAAAAACAAAGACAGCGAUUUGGUGAUCCCAUCGGAGCAUUUGAAGGUGGAGGAAAACGACGAGUUCCAGCAGCUGAAGAAUGUCUUCCAGAAACUGGACAUGACCGACCAGAUCGUCCUCUACCGCGCCUUCCGCCUCCUGCCCUCCGCCUGCUCCGCCCUCUGGCGCAUCACCCGCAAACGCCUGGACUUUCGAACGCUCCACAACGAGCUCAACUUGGAGGCCCAGAACCACCUACUCAUCAACAUGACGGAGCACUUCAAGUACGUCUACUUCGUGGCCAAUAAACUGCAGGAUAACCUUAAUACUUUGGAGCGCGCGGGUGUUAAGUCGCUAAACUCCGUGCAACGCUGUGAACUUCUGCUGAUGGAUGAGGGAUCCGGAUCGGAGGUGAGGAACACUAAUCACCUGGACGGAGGAGAUGCCGUCGGUGGAAAGGUAAUGGCCCAGUGGCCACUGCACGCUCUGCCCAAACUGAUGCGAAAUGUGCGACGCCUAAAGGCUCAUUGCAACAUCCAGGUGCACUUCAUCGGACACUUCGAGCACCUGGAACUGCUGGUGCUCUAUGGCGUAAUCUCACAAACUGCCCUCACGGGUCUCCUGGAGCGGUGUCAGAAAUUGACCAGGCUGUUCCUCAAGUUCGACUGUGACACCUUGAGCUUGAAGUCCAUCGAUAAUUGUCACAAGCUGAGGGACUUCUCACUUUGCGUGGGACUAUUUGCCCGCCAAAAAGAACUGGUGUUAAAGUUGAACGAUCUUCGUCUGCUGGAGUUGACACACUGCCAAAAGGAUGUCCAAGUAACGCUGGAGUGCCUGGGAAUCGUGUUGUCCCAACGACCCGACUCCGUGGAGCUGAUCCAAUUGGAUUGCAGUGGCUUUCAGGAUCCCAACUGGAUGAAGAAUGUGGGCUUGGAUCGGUGUAUUCGGAUGCGAGGAUUGGUCCUCUCCAACUGCGACUUCUGCGAUCGCGAGAUAUGCCAGCUGGCGCUGCCAAGGGUUCAGAAAUAUAUCGCACUGAAUAACUGCCACGACAUCAAGGACUACCAGGUGCUGGAUAUGGUGCACCGGUGUCCCGGUCUCUACGAGAUCUACCUGAUCGACUGCCCCCAGUUGAGCUGGAAGGUCCUCCAGGGGAUUUACCGCAUCCGUAAGAGCGAAAAUCUCGACUACCCCAUCACCGUGAUCCUCAGUCAGUGCACGGAACUCAGGGAGGUCUAUCAGAACAUGUAUUCAAACUACUGGUGCUUCAAGCUGCCCUAUCUCAAGAUCGAGCGGACCCAGAACGGUAGUCGACCCGUCGAAAAUAUCCAGGUGUUUUUUAGAAACAAACCCUAGAAUGUCCCAUUUUAGAUGCCCUUAACUGAUAUACAAAAGUACAUCUAAAUAUAUUUUGUUUAACUUUCCUAAAAA
Drosophila rhopaloa is the source of this 1607-nucleotide messenger RNA. RefSeq lists its product as uncharacterized. The record is from RefSeq and is a predicted model, not a curated record. Lineage: Eukaryota; Metazoa; Arthropoda; Insecta; Diptera; Drosophilidae. The transcript has 3 exons. The coding region runs from base 87 to 1532 and encodes 481 amino acids.